Molecule: messenger RNA, 3823 nt
Organism: Ruditapes philippinarum (Manila clam)
Lineage: Eukaryota; Metazoa; Mollusca; Bivalvia; Venerida; Veneridae
Product: TBC1 domain family member 22A-like
Exons: 12
Coding region: 122-1576 (484 amino acids)
Biological process (GO): activation of GTPase activity
Molecular function (GO): GTPase activator activity
Source: RefSeq, a predicted model, not a curated record
GUCAAGGCUAUCGUAACAGGAAGUCGCCAUUUAUGACAACAAUACUAAUUUUGCAUAUCAAAAUGUAGACUUCUGUUUCGAAUAACCUUUGGUAUAACUUUCCAACUUGCAAAUCAAUAUCAUGUCCGUCAGUGGGAAUGCUGUAAAAGACAGCAGCAAGUCAGGUUUCUGGAAAAGAUCGGGCAGUGGACCUGGAAGUGGUAAACCAGUCUAUGGAGCACAACACCCUCCUAUGCACCAACCUCUAAGCAAUGCUGCCAAGAAAGAUGACAAGUCAAAAACAGCAAGGACGGGGGACUCGUUUCAAGACUUCGAGAACAAGACGAUGGAUGCCUGGGAUGAUGGCGAUGAUGACUUGAUGAUCGAUAUGGCAAACAUAAAAAUGUCCAUGAAGGAUAUUCAGUCUACGGCAAAGGCUGUGAUAGAUCAUGAUAGACAGACAAGAAAUGCAAAUAUACAUUAUAAUGGUCCCAAUCUCGGACCAGGUCAUCACAAGGCAGCUCCUGGUAUGGGUAUUAGAAUAAACAACUCCUUUCAGCCGCCAAAACCCAGUCCCAUACGAUACACACAAGAUACAAUAGUUGACAAAGAAGUAACUAAAUUGGAGAAAAUCAAAACAAUGUUAGCUGGUCCUAACACCAAUAUGGUUGAGCUUCAAAAACUGAGUUGGUCAGGCAUACCAAAAGCUGUGCGACCCACUUGUUGGAAAAUAUUAUCUGGGUAUUUACCGACAAAUUUUGAUCGUCGUGACCAGAUGUUAGAGAGAAAGAGGCAGGAAUAUUUUAGCCUUAUUGAUCAAUAUUAUGACUCUAGACAUGAUGAAAUGCAUCAAGACACCUUUAGACAGAUACAUAUAGACAUACCUCGUAUGAAUCCAUUAAUACCAAUAUUUCAACAGUUAUUAGUUCAAGAAAUAUUUGAGCGAAUAUUAUAUAUAUGGGCAAUACGUCAUCCAGCCAGCGGAUAUGUACAAGGCAUCAAUGAUCUAGUUACUCCUUUCUUUGUUGUAUUUCUUUCCGAGUUUAUAGAGAAUGAUAUAGAAGUAGAAAAUAUAAAUCUUACAGAAUUACCGGAGGAGACAUUAAACGUAAUAGAAGCUGAUACUUUCUGGUGUACAUCGAAACUUCUAGACGGUAUUCAGGAUAAUUACACAUUCGCUCAACCAGGCAUACAAACUAAAGUUAAUGCUCUCAGGGAACUUGUGAAGAGAAUUGAUGCCCAGUUACAUGCCCAUUUAGAGGAGGAGAGUGUUGAGUACCUACAAUUUGCAUUUAGAUGGAUGAACAAUUUGUUAAUGAGGGAAAUUCCUCUUAGAUGUAGCGUCAGACUCUGGGAUACCUACUUGUGUGAACAUAAUGGGUUUGCAGACUUUCACCUGUAUGUGUGUGCUGCCUUCCUGACAAGGUUUUCCAAAGAUUUGUUACGAGAGAAAGAUUUCCAGGGUAUACUAAUGUUCCUACAGAAUUUGCCCACACAUCACUGGCAUGACAAUGAAAUAAGUGAACUGCUGGCCGAGGCUUUUAAACUUAAGUACAUGUUUGCGGACGCUCCAAGUCAUUUAAGUAAAAAGUCCUGAUGAUAGUAUUUAGUGAUUUAUUAGUGAUCUGUUUGAAAAUACGGCAUAGAAAAGUGUGUGAGUUGUUGUUGGUAUCAACUGAAAAUGAAAGAUUUUGAUUGGCUGAUAUCGAGAUGACAGAUGUCUUUAUGAAGAUUUACUGCAAAACGAAAAUACACAGAGCUUCAUACUUCCAGAAUCGAAAAUGAAUUGGUGAAUUUGUUAUUAACUUAUUUUUUUGUAUGUCAAAUUGUUCUGUUCAUCAUUUAUGAAGAGACAUUAUGCAAAUUCUUGUAUUUAACCUUUAACCUGCUGGAACUGAAAAUGCUAAGCUUUUGCGACCAGUAUAGAGCCAGGUCAGCCUGCACAACCAUGUAGUCUGGCUGGGCGCUAUACUGUUUGUAGCUCAAUGUAGCUCUGAAUUUUGAUUUUGAAAUCCUUUUUAGGCCCUUUAUGCGUCUGAAAUGCUAUCAUUUUUAUUUCUCAUAAACUGUUUUUAUUUUUGGUUUAUCUUUUAACAGUUUCCAAAAAAUAUUCAUUUGCCAUAUACAUAAAAUAUCUUUUGCUGAUUUUGUUAUGUUGGCAAUUGGUAUAAUUAUAUAGUGAAUAAGAAUUUUUGUAUGGAAGUUCCAAAAUACUACUUUGUUUACAUUGUACUCCCUUUACAACACAUAGCUACAUGUUCAGCGAUAUUUUCGUCAGCUCUUAAACAUCUUACAUGCUCUUUAUCCAUUAUCAAAACAUUAUUAAACACAUGUUUGACAUUUCUAAAGAAUUUAAGAAAUGGGUAUUUCUGAGGCAUAAUGUGCCUUUAACUUUGAUUGGGCUGUUUCAAAUUCAAAGCAGGACAAAACCAUUUCACAAAUUUAGCAGGUUAAGCGUAUAGAAUAAAGGUUAGAUAAGGUAUAUUAAAAAAAUAACCAUAUUUAAGUAUUUUGCAGCAAGUGUUAACAAAUAUAUCGUCGCCUUAGUGCAAUAACUGGUUAACUCCUAUUAAAUUUAGAAGGACUUAACCCAGUACUACACUAAGGUUACGAUAUAUAUAACAAGAUAUAUGUACUGAUAUUUACAUUUGAUUUGUAUGAAAAUGGCCUAAUAGAAAUACUCGUUGAGUAUUUUGUAUUACUGUAUUUCAAUUGAAUCAGUAUUGGAUAUAAACAUUUAACUUGAUUAUUUUUAAUGGCAAAUAAAGAUUUGAGCCGCUUCAUGACAAAACCAACAUAAUGCGUUUGCGACCAGCAUGGAUCCAGACCAGCCUGCGCAUCCGUGCAGUCUGAUCAGGAUCCAUGCUGUUCGCUUACCAACCCUAUUACAAGUAGAGAAACUGAUAGCGAACAGCAUGGAUCCUGAUCAGACUGGGCAGAUGCGCAGGCUGGUCUGGAUCCAUGCUGGUCGCAAACGCACUAUGUUGGUUUUGUCAUGACGCGGCUCAUUUGUAGUUUAACCCCCCUGAAUGUUGUAAUGGAUCAUUUUGAUAGACUGGAAAAUUUCUGAAAUUUCGUCUUUUAUGAGUCUGUACAAAGAUUAAGAGAAAAAAAACAAAAACGGAUAGCUCAAUUAAGAGAUAAAGUAUUCUGAAUUUUAUUGAAAACUUUUCUUUAAAAUUUGUAUUAACUGCUUGAUCUCAGAGGGGAGUAUCGUCUCUAAAUUCACGGACAGAGUACGUAAGAUCCUCUGUCAUCAUUUGCCAGUAUUGUACCUUGUAUAGGUUUAUGUGAUUGAUGCUUCAUUUUAGUACUUUUAAUACUGACAUCUCUUAAGUAAAAAAAUGAACCGUUCCAAGUUGAAAAUAGGUCAAGCCCAUUAUGCUAUUUGGGGGUAUGAUUUGUAUUUUAUGUAGCGACCAGUCAAAGGAGCAGAAUGAGGAAGUGCUGCUAAUGAUUUGAAUAUAAACUACAUGUAUAUAUAAUUACAUGUAUAAUAUAUACAUACAUGUGUAUACAAUGUACAUGACUUGUGUUUGAAAUUUGAUGAUUAUACUCGUGUGAAAUGACCUGUGAUAUACAUACUUAUUUGAGCUGCGCCAUGACAAAACCAACAUAAUGGGUUUGCGACCAGCAUGGAUCCAGACCAGCCUGCGCUUCCGCGCAGUCUGAUCAGGAUCCAUGCUGUUUGCUUAUAAACCCUGCGCGGUAGCGCAGGCUGGUCUGGAUCCAUGCUGGUCGCAAACCCAUUAUGUUGGUUUUGUCAUGGCCUGGCUCAUUUAAUGAUACAUGCGGCCAAAGUGUGGUAUUUAUUAAAGAAUAUGUACUUUAUUGUUUGUAUAGG